AUGGACAAAACAUUCAAAAGCUUGACGACAAGGCCAAAUUAUAUCACCUAUUUACGGCUUCCAAAAUUACUGGUCACAGAUCUAAUUCCCUUUGGUUUGUCGUUGUGGUUCACUACUACUUCAAACACAAGGAAGAAGGUGAUGAAGCAUCAGCAGUUCGACGCUCUCAAUGUUUUGACAGUUUCUCCGAAUUCGAGGUGUGACAGAUACAAGAAGGACGCUGUUAAUUCCAUUACAGACAUUCUUCAAGUCCUUAGGCUUGUACGGUAUUCCGAUUCCGCUAGUAAUGACAAGGUUGUUUGGCCUUACAUUAAGUAUACUGACAAGGUUGAUCAUCGUACUCCUGGUUCUUUAGGUGAUUCUGCCUUCUUUUCUUCUGCCCUUCUCGUUUCGUCGAGAAAAAGAAAGCUCUUUUCGGUUUCUCUUCGCUCUUCGGAGCAAGAGAAAACCGUCAAAAAACAAAAAUUGUUUUCUCCCCCUGUUGUUGGUCGUCGUGUCCGCCUCUGUGUGGCACCGCCACGUGGUUCUCGUGCUCGUCGUCUUCGCCGUGCGGGUAUCAGUCCUCGUCCUCCCUUGGCUCCUGCGUGCGGCCCUCUUUCUCCCAUGUCCUUUCCUGUUGCGGCUUCCCCUCGGAUGAAGGAGACAGAAAAGCGAAAACGCUUUUCUGUCUCGAUCUCGUCAUCCGAGGUGGAACGCCCAACUAAAAAAAUAAAAUUUUAA
Mucor mucedo is the source of this 720-nucleotide messenger RNA. RefSeq lists its product as uncharacterized. Lineage: Eukaryota; Fungi; Mucoromycota; Mucoromycetes; Mucorales; Mucoraceae. The record is from RefSeq and is a predicted model, not a curated record. The transcript has 3 exons. Bases 1 to 720 code for a protein of 239 amino acids.